Messenger RNA from Chironomus riparius, 1356 nucleotides. Lineage: Eukaryota; Metazoa; Arthropoda; Insecta; Diptera; Chironomidae. The record is from the annotation of a GenBank genome assembly.
AUGAAUUUCGAUACAAAUUCAAAAGUGUCUUCAAUAGAAAGUUCAAUUCAUGGAAUUCGCUACAUUGCUGAUAGCAAAUCAGAUAAAUCUGUUAGAAUUUUCUGGUUAAUUAUUUUUUUGAUGUCGAUAAUUGGUUUUUCAUUUUAUGUCUACGGGGUUUAUUCAAAAUGGAUGUUAUUACCAGAUAUCGGAAUAACUGCAGAUUUCAAACCAAUCCGAGAAAUUCCUUUUCCGGCUGUAACAAUUUGUGCACCAAUGAGUAUAAAAAAUGAGCAUGCAAGUUUCAAUGAAGUUUAUCGUGAACUAAACUUUAACGAAUCUAAAACUUCAAAUGAAAUAGUUAUUGAUAAACAAAAAAUGAUUUCAGCAAUUGUCCAAUCCUGCGAUUCUAAUCUUUCUAAACUUUUUAAACAAAUAAUUAAGCAAUCUGCGUCUGAUGAUCUUGUUGACUAUUUAAUUAAAGGUUCAUUUACAACUGAAGAAGCUUUUCAUCAAUGCUACAUAGAUAGUGAUGUUAAGAAAAAUUGCAAUGAAAUGUUCAAUCGAAUAAUUACUGAUAAUGGAAUUUGUUAUUCAUUCAACAUGCAAGGCUUUAAUACUUUAUUUAAUAAGAAUUCAAUUCACAAUGAUUUUGAUCUAUUUUUUCGCAAAAGUAUUAAAAAUAUUGUUAAAGAUCAUUCAAUUAAUUUUGAUGAUGACUAUGAAGAUGUUGAAUGGACACUUCAGCGAGGUUUUGUUUCAAAUGACGAUAACUUAUUUCCAUUAAGGAUUAGCAGUGGCAAUAGCAUCGAAUUUAUAUUGAUGCACUCAACUGUUGAAACAAAUAAUUACUGUCCAGCAUUAAGAAAUAGCUAUAAGAUUAUUUUUCAUAUGCCGAAUGAAAUUCCAACAAAAUUUCAUGACUACAUUUAUGCAUCCAUGAAUACUCAGUUUCUUUUUUCAAUGACAGCAAAGCAUUUCAUGACUGAUUCUAGUCUUAAAAAAUAUCACCCUGAAAUUCGCAGAUGUUAUUAUGAAAAUGAACGAAAAUUGAAAUUCUUUAAAUCAUAUACGAAAGCUCAUUGUGAUUUAGAAUGCCUAGCAAAUCACACACUUAAAGCUUGUGGUUGUACUAAAUUCUCAAUGCCACGUUCAUCAGAAACAUCAGUGUGUAAUUUGGAAGAAACAGCUUGUUACAAUGAUGCAAUUCGUCACUGGCCUCAUGAUGAGGAAAACUCUUCAAGUUUUACAGUUCCAUGCAAUUGUUUUCCACCGUGCAACAACAUAAAAUAUACCACUAAACUGAUUGAUCAUGUCAACAUAGAUAGUUUGCUGAAUACAAAAAAUUUCAUUGUUUUUCAAAAUCAGAGCAAGUAA